Messenger RNA from Limulus polyphemus (Atlantic horseshoe crab), 1207 nucleotides. Its product is annotated as ADP-ribosylation factor 6-like. The coding region runs from base 365 to 892 and encodes 175 amino acids. The record is from RefSeq and is a predicted model, not a curated record. Lineage: Eukaryota; Metazoa; Arthropoda; Merostomata; Xiphosura; Limulidae. Gene Ontology annotation, cellular component: cytoplasm. Gene Ontology annotation, biological process: vesicle-mediated transport; intracellular protein transport. Gene Ontology annotation, molecular function: GTP binding; GTPase activity. The transcript is spliced from 5 exons.
UGUUGAAACAAAAUGUUAAGAACAUGAACAUUUUAUUAAAGUUUGAGGCAAAUUGUGAGCGUAUGGGUAAUUUAAAAUAAUGUCGAGUUAUUAUUUAUUUGUUUUUAUAUAGUUGAUAAAAUAUUUCUCAAUAAAUAUCAGUACGAUAGUGUUUUAACUGUUGUCCUGAUUUUAACGUUAUAUUAUUAUUUGAGUGUUAUUAAACCCUCCCGCAUUUAAUUAACAUUUCUCCAAGAUAUGUGCAUUCUCAACGGAAUUAUAUGGGCUGGGUUUCGACGCUAAGUAUAAACUACAGUGGUAAGCCCAACUGUAAUGUAUACAAGUGUAGUACACUGUGUAUAUUUGUUAUCUUUUUGACUGUAAGAUGGGAAAGUUUUUGUCAAAAAUCUUUGGAAACAAAGAAAUGAGAAUUCUUAUGCUUGGCUUAGAUGCAGCAGGAAAAACAACUGUUUUAUACAAACUAAAGCUAGGGCAGUCUGUUACAACAAUACCUACUGUAGGCUUCAAUGUAGAAACUGUAACGUAUAAAAAUGUUAGGUUCAAUGUCUGGGAUGUUGGAGGACAAGAUAAAAUCCGACCACUAUGGAGGCAUUAUUUUACUGGAACUCAAGGCCUCAUCUUUGUUGUGGAUUGUGCUGACCGAGAUAGGAUAGAGGAAGCUCGCCAAGAACUACACAAGAUUAUAAAUGAUAGAGAAAUGAGGGAUGCUAUCAUACUAGUAUUUGCUAACAAACAAGACCUGCCAGAAGCAAUGAAACCUCACGAAAUCCAAGAAAAAUUAGGUCUCACUCGCAUUCGAGACCGUAACUGGUACGUGCAGCCAUCUUGUGCCACAACGGGCGAUGGACUAUAUGAAGGAUUAACUUGGCUUACAUCAAAUCAUAAAUCCUGAAAAGUUUAGUCUAUUGAACUUUAACUAAUUUUUAAUUUUCCAUUUUAUUCUGCAUGUGCAAGGAGAAGAACUAGAGACAUUAACAUCUGGGCUUUGCUCAGUUGCUACUUACAUUGUAAGAGGUCACCUAAAAUAAGGUGAUGUACAUAUGCAGUUAGUAGUGAUGCUUUUAAAGUGAGAGAGUGAUGGUUAAAGGAACUUUGUAUGUAAUUUAAUCACAUUCAAUAAGUACAGAGACAUAAAGACCAGUGGACUUCAGUGUAAAACAGCUGUAUUUAAUUUCUUUUUAAUAAACGUUGAUUAUUUGAUAUGAAA